Messenger RNA from Lactuca sativa (garden lettuce), 1932 nucleotides. RefSeq names its product histidine--tRNA ligase, cytoplasmic. Gene Ontology annotation, molecular function: histidine-tRNA ligase activity; RNA binding. Gene Ontology annotation, biological process: mitochondrial translation; histidyl-tRNA aminoacylation. Gene Ontology annotation, cellular component: cytosol; mitochondrion. NCBI's taxonomy places the organism in Eukaryota, Viridiplantae, Streptophyta, Magnoliopsida, Asterales, Asteraceae. The record is from RefSeq and is a predicted model, not a curated record.
AUGACCAAAAACUUCCCGGAAUUGGGAUUGAGAAAAGAAGAUUGUGUGGAAGGAAGUUGGAUUGACUACGUAAUUUACUGGGCCUACUUCAACAACACAACUGAAGACACAGUGAAGGUAAAUUUUACGGAUCGAGGUGCUCUCCUGGACCACACCGCCUCCUCAUUAGCACCAGUUGCUGAUGCUGUUGCUGCCUUGUCUUGCGAGGCCUUGAAGGCCGACACUUCCACUGCCUUCAGCUUCACAGAUUCUGGUGAUGGCUGUUCUGAUAAAGACGUGACUUAUGUUUCUAGUGUUAUGAAGGUUUUACUUAAUGGCUCAAAAUUAUGUGGUAAUCUAUAGUGUGACCAAGUUGAUAACAUUCCUAUAGUUCAUGGUCGUUUAAGGUCUCUUUACAAAUCAGUCCACUCUUCAACUCGAAUUGCAGUGAAUUCUUCUACCCCAUUCGCAAAUGGAAAUGGAAGUGUCAGUGAGGAUUUGACUGGACUCUUCUCUUCUCUAGCUCGUGCCCUUAAGAAUCUUGGCAAGAGUAGUUGGCACCGAGCACAUAUUUGUCUAAAGGGCUUCGAAAACCAUAACUUAUAUCCUACUUUGGUUGAUAGUUUCAAUGUUGGAUGCCCUGGUCUUGACAGGUUGAAUAACUCCAUUAAGGCUGCUGCAAAGUUUGAGUUGGAAGACAAGUAUGUCGAAUCAUUGCAUGAAAUUUAUAUUUUGUCCAAGGCUGUAAGAAAGAUUCUUUCUUGGGAAGCCACAAUUUCGUUUAUAUCAUUGGAGGGGAGUAUGAAAGGGGAAGAGGGUAUUGAUGAGAAACCCAACAAGAAAAAGAAGGUUAUGGGAAAAGGCACAACUCUUUUGAUGCAGUUUAUAAAAGAUAAUUUACUGUCUUUGUCUGUGGCUAACAAUGUAAACGACAACUCAUGCUCAACUCUCCCGGAGAAAGUGGCACAAUGUUUCCUUUCCCACUUUGAAAGUCUACUAUCGAAAAUAAAACAAGUCGUUGAAAGCAAUGAAAGCAGAAGGCUUCCGAAGCUUGCCAAAGGGACUCGUGAUUUUGCAAAAGAACAAAUGGUUGUAUGAGAGAAAGCAUUUGCAAUCGUUGGCAAUGUCUUUAAGAGGCACGGUGCAAUGACACUUGAUACUCCUGUGUUUGAACUGAGGGAAACUCUUACAGGAAAAUACGGUGAAGAUUCAAAGUUGAUUUGUGAUCUAGCUGACCAGGGUGGGGAGAUUUGUUCCCUCCGGUAUGACUUGACGGUUUCAUUUGCGAGAUAUGUUGCUAUGAAUGGUCUUACAUCUUUCAGAAGGUACCAAAUUGCAAAAGUGUAUAGAAGAGACAACCCAUCUAAAGCAAGACACCGUGAAUUUUAUCAAUGUGAUUUUGACAUUGCUGGUGAUGAAACGAUAGCAACUGACUUUGAGGUGGUUAGGAUCUUGGUUGAACUACUAGAUGAGCUAAACAUUGGUGAUUAUGAGAUAAAGUUGAACCAUAAAAAGUUACUAGAUGGAAUGCUAGAGAUAUGUGGUGUACCAUCUCACAAAAUGCAAACUAUUUGCUCAAGUAUUGAAAAAUUAGACAAACAGUCAUUUGACCAAAUUAUAACCUAUUACCGUUUGUAUCUAUCGAUGGGUGGGUCAAGAAAAAUAAGAGGUGUUCAAAAUCUGGAAACAGUAAGACCACAUCAAUUACUAGAGCAAAUGGUGUGUACUGCUUUCAGAGCUGCAGCUGACACUCUUAACCAGACUAGAUUUGGUGGGUUAAAGAACAUGACAAUAAAAAUCGACCAAUUAUACUUCACCAUUGCUUCUGCAUUGAAGCCUUUACAAGCAAACAAGCUACCAGGUGAUAUGGAAAUAAUCCAAGAUGUAAAACGGCUCUGUGUUGUAUUCGAACACGUGGAGAAGAUGCUAACACUUGGCACUUGCAGGGUUUAA